Molecule: messenger RNA, 2433 nt
Organism: Mesoplodon densirostris (Blainville's beaked whale)
Lineage: Eukaryota; Metazoa; Chordata; Mammalia; Artiodactyla; Ziphiidae
Gene: TRIL
Product: TLR4 interactor with leucine rich repeats
Exons: 1
Coding region: 1-2433 (810 amino acids)
Biological process (GO): regulation of axonogenesis; synaptic membrane adhesion; modulation of chemical synaptic transmission
Cellular component (GO): plasma membrane; postsynaptic density membrane; glutamatergic synapse
Molecular function (GO): cell-cell adhesion mediator activity
Source: RefSeq, a predicted model, not a curated record
AUGGAGGCUGCCCGCGCCUUGCGCUUCCUGCUCGUGGUGUGCGGCUGCCUUGCGCUCCCGCCGCGGGCCCAGCCGGUGUGUCCGGAGCGCUGCGACUGCCAGCACCCCCAGCACCUCCUGUGCACCAACAGGGGGCUCCGGGCCGUGCCCAAGACCAGCUCGCUGCCGAGCCCGCAGGAUGUGCUCACCUACAGCCUCGGCGGCAACUUCAUAACCAACAUCACGGCCUUCGACUUCCACCGCCUGGGUCAGCUCAGACGGCUGGACCUGCAGUACAACCAGAUCCGUUCUCUGCACCCCAAGACCUUCGAGAAGCUCUCGCGGCUGGAGGAGCUCUACCUGGGCAACAACCUCCUGCAGGCGCUCGCCCCGGGCACGCUGGCGCCGCUGCGCAAGCUGCGCAUCCUCUACGCCAACGGGAACGAGAUCAGCCGCCUCAGCCGCGGCUCCUUCGAGGGACUGGAGAGCCUGGUCAAGCUGCGGCUGGACGGGAACGCCCUGGGGGCGCUGCCGGACGCCGUCUUUGCCCCCUUGGGUAACUUGCUCUACCUACAUCUGGAGUCCAACCGGAUCCGUUUUCUGGGCAAGAACGCCUUCGCCCAUCUGGGGAAGCUGCGCUUCCUCAACCUCUCUGCCAACGAGCUGCAGCCCUCCCUACGCCACGCGGCCACCUUCGCACCGCUGCGCUCCCUCUCCACCCUCAUACUCUCGGCCAACAGCCUGCAGCACCUCGGGCCGCGCGUCUUCCAGCACCUGCCGCGCCUUGGCCUACUCUCGCUCAGGGGCAACCAGCUCACGCACCUCGCGCCCGAGGCUUUUUGGGGGUUGGAGGCCUUGCGCGAGCUGCGCCUGGAGGGCAAUCGGCUGAGCCAGCUGCCCGUGGCGCUGCUGGAGCCUCUGCACAGCCUGGAGGCGCUGGACCUGAGCGGCAAUGAGCUGUCCGCUCUGCACCCCACUAUCUUUGGCCACCUGGGCCGGCUGCGCGAGCUCAGCUUGCGCGACAAUGCGCUCAGUGCUCUCUCGGGGGACAUCUUCGCCUCCAGCCCAGCCCUCUAUCGGUUGGAUCUAGACGGCAACGGCUGGACCUGCGACUGCCGGCUGAGGGACCUGAAGCGCUGGAUGGGUGACUGGCACUCGCAGGGCCGGCUCCUCACCGUCUUCGUGCAGUGUCGCCACCCUCCGGCCCUGCGGGGCAAGUACCUGGAUUACCUGGAUGACCAGCAACUGCAGAACGGGUCUUGCACAGAUCCCUCACCCUCGGUUUCCCCGACUGCCGAGAGCAAGCGGCAUGCCCUACCCACAGCCCCGGGGGAGGAGGUGGCGCUCCCUGCAGGUGCCCUCGCGGAGGAGCCGCCGCCGCUGCCACAGCCACAGCAAAGGGGUCGAUUUCUGCCAGGGGUGGCCUGGGAUGGGGCCGCCAGGGAGCUUUUGAGUAACCGCAGCGCCCUAAGGCUGAGCCGGCGGGGCCCGGGCCUCCAGCAGCCGAGCUCCAACGCCGCUGCUGCCGCGGGCCCGGCGCCACACCCCCUGGACCUCCUCGAGAAGCCUGAGCGGGGACGUCCGACUCCGUCGGAUCGUGCCCACACGGAGCCCACCCCGACGGCCACGCUGGGCUCUGCGCCAGCCGGCGACCCCUGGCAGCGCGCAGCGAAGCAGCACCUGGCUGCGCAGCAGCAGGAGAGCACCGCCCAGUCCGACGGCGGGGUCGGCCUGCCGCCGCUGGUAUCCGACCCGUGUGACUUCAACAAGUUCAUCCUGUGCAACCUGACCGUAGAAGCAGUGGGCGCCAACAGCGCCGUGGUGCGCUGGGCGGUGCGCGAGCACCGCAGUCCCCGGCCGCUGGGCGGCGCGCGCUUCCGCCUACUCUUCGACCGCUUUGGCCAGCAGCCUAAAUUCCACCGCUUCGUCUACCUGCCUGAGCGCAGCGACUCGGCCACGCUUCGCGAGCUGCGGGGAGACACCCCCUACCUGGUGUGCGUGGAGGGCGUGCUAGGCGGCCGGGUCUGCCCGGUGGCUCCCCGGGACCACUGCGCGGGGCUGGUCACCCUGCCGGAGCCUGGGAGCCGGAGCAGCGUCGACUACCAACUGCUGACCUUGGCCCUUCUGGCCGUCAACGCACUGCUGGUACUCCUGGCCUUGGCGGCCUGGGCGUCGCGCUGGCUGCGUAAGAAGCUGCGGGCCAGGCGGAAGGGCGGGGCUCCCGUCCACGUUCGCCACAUGUACUCUACCCGACGGCCCCUGCGCUCCAUGGGCACCGGUGUGUCUGCCGACUUCUCUGGCUUCCAGUCGCACCGGCCGCGCACCACCGUGUGCGCGCUCAGCGAGGCGGACCUCAUCGAGUUCCCGUGCGACCGCUUCAUGGACAGCGGGGGCGGCGGCGCGGGCGGCAGCCUGAGGCGGGAGGACCAUCUCCUGCAGCGAUUUGCCGACUAG